This is a messenger RNA of Ailuropoda melanoleuca (giant panda), 10303 nucleotides long. RefSeq names its product tetratricopeptide repeat domain 19 (gene TTC19). Lineage: Eukaryota; Metazoa; Chordata; Mammalia; Carnivora; Ursidae. Gene Ontology annotation, biological process: mitochondrial respiratory chain complex III assembly. The transcript has 10 exons. Gene Ontology annotation, molecular function: protein binding. The record is from RefSeq and is a predicted model, not a curated record. The coding region runs from base 157 to 1287 and encodes 376 amino acids. Gene Ontology annotation, cellular component: mitochondrial inner membrane.
CGCAGUGACGUCAUCACGCGUCACGCGCAUGCGGGCGGCCACGACGACACCUCCUCCCUCCUCGCGGCCCGACCAAUCCGGAGGGCGCUCGGCGCUGGGGGCGGGACGUCCUGGGAUCCGGCCGGGCCUGCAGUGCGCCGAGGACGCCGCGCGAGCAUGUACCGGCUCCUGAGCCCGAACCUGGGCCGUGGCCUCCUGCGGGCCGCGGGGCGGGGGUGCCGGGCCUGCUCGGCGCGCCUGCUCCCGGGGCCGGCAGGAGGCCGGGCGCCUGAGGUGGGGGUGCCGGCAUCUCGAGUCGCGCCGCGCGGCGGAGGCCCGGGCCUUGNCCUUCCCGCAGCGCUCGCCUGGUUCUCGAGGCCCGGUGCGGCAGAGGAGCAGGAGGAGGAGCGGCAGGGAGCGGGCGGGGCCGCCGCCGAGGGCGCGGCGGACGAGGCCGAGGCCGAGAUCAUCCAGCUGCUGAAGCGAGCCAAGUUGAGCAUCAUGAAAGAUGAGCCAGAAGAGGCUGAGCUAAUUUUACAUGACGCUCUUCGUCUUGCCUAUCAGAGCGAUAACAGGAAGGCCAUCACUUACACUUAUGACUUGAUGGCCAACUUAGCAUUUAUACGGGGUCAGCUUGAAAAUGCGGAAAAACUUUUUAAAGCAACAAUGAGUUACCUGCUUGGAGGGGGCAUGCAACAGGAAGACAAUGCAAUAAUUGAAAUCUCUCUGAAGCUGGCCAGUAUCUAUGCUGCUCAGAAUAGACAGGAAUUUGCUCUUGCUGGCUAUGAAUUCUGCAUUUCAACUCUAGAGGAAAAAAUUGAAAGAGAAAAGGAAUUAGCAGAAGACAUGUUGUCAGUGGAAGAGAAAGCCAGCACCCACCUCCUCCUUGGCAUGUGCCUAGACACCUAUGCUCGCUACCUUCUGUUCUCCAAGCAGCCGUCCCAGGCACAGAGGAUGUACGAGAAAGCUUUGCAGAUUUCUGAAGAAAUGCUAGGAGAGAGACACCCACAGACCAUCGUGCUGAUGAGUGACCUGGCGACCACCCUGGACGCUCAGGGCCGCUUCGAGGAGGCAUGCGUGUACGUGCAGAGGGCGUCCGACCUGGCGCGGCAGAUCGAGCACCCCGAGCUGCACAUGCUUCUCAGUAACCUCGCCGCCAUCCUCAUGCACAGAGAGCGAUAUGCGCAAGCAAAAGAGAUCUACCAGGAAGCGCUGAAGCAAGCAGAGCUGAAAAGAGAUGAGGUUUCUAUACAGCACAUCAGGGAAGAGCUGGCUGAGCUGUCAAGGAAAAGCAGACCUUUAACUUAAUUUCAUGAAGCUCUAAAUGCCUUUUGUUGUAGGGAAUUUUCAGCAACAGCGAUUAUUCUGGUCUCAGUGACACCCAAAUCAAUGGCUUAGAUCCUUUCUCCUUGAUAUUCAAGUUUUGUCCACGUAGCUGUGGUGAAGGACGAGUUGUAUACACUGCCACUUUGUGUUUGUAAAGGACACACAGCUUUCACCCCUGGCUGAUUGUGACUCUUAAGGACAGAUGUCAGGUGCUCUCAGUCGUGACCUGUGGUGAGGUGCUGUCCGUGCCGGUCUCAGUGUAACUGUGGGUGGAAAUGGGCCAGGUCUCCCUCGGGUGGGUGUGUGCUGAGUCAGCCAGGCAUCUCUCGCCUAAGAUUCUCAUCCAUUGAUCCGCUACCCUCUCUUUCACUUCAUCGGUAUCGGGCAGAUCAGAGUACCCGUCUCAUGGCAAAGGGGGAUUAUGGUGAGUUAUUUUUCUUCUCUCUUUCAUGAAGCCCAGUGUGGGAUGUGAUGCAUAGUGGAGCAAAAGUAUUGUCUUGGUUUGCGCCAGCGUCCAGCAUGAAGUUUUAAAGUAGGAAUUAGGCCCUUGAAAAUAUACUCAUUUAAUUAUAAGUAAAAGUGAACUGUAUGUUUUUAUAUCUGGUUACAUACGACUGUGAAAAAGGAGAAAAGGGAAUGAAUGAUAGGCAGUCUUGUCGAUGCUGUUGGAGCACUCCACUUCCCUUGCAGCCUCGGUCCCUGAAGUCAGUCCUCUGCACCUGCCCAGGCUGCACCCCCGAACCCUCGGUCUCAGGGUAGGGCCUUACAAGUGUAUCGUGUAAAGUCUCCCCAGGAAUUCUGACACGUACUGUUGGUACAGAAGGAUCACUGAUCUGGGUCCUAGUCCUGGCUUUUUGUGUGUGUUUGGGUCUCGGUAUCCUCAUCUGUAAGAUAGGGACCGAUGCGGUUCUCUCUGUGGGAGAACGUAUGUGGUCAGAGGACCAUAAAGGAAUAGACUGUGUUGGAGGAGCCUUAUCACACUGCCGGAGUGCGUAAAGGACACACAGACGAGCGAGGCAGAUGGGCGUCUUUACCUCCGAAGUCGUGCACGGCCAUCUGCCUAGGAGAAAGGCAGGUUUCGUAGGUGCCGUGAAGGAACACUAUUGUUGGUAAGCCUUUGGGGGUGGGGGUGUGAGUGGGGAUGAUAAACAGAUAUUUUUGUUUCCUGUGUACAUACUGGAAGAAUCCUUUCCUAAUAAACUAGAGCCUCUACAACCACACUGUAUGUAUUCCAGAAUCUUUGAAUUUCUCCUAAGAAAUAACUUACUGGAGUCAACAAGAAAACAAAAUACUAGGAACCUUGAGGUCCAAAUCCUCAGGGAUUAGACUAAAACUAGAAUUUUAUAUUUUGCAGAUAUAAAGUAUAUCUUCCUGCUUUCUAAGUUCAUCUCUUACCACCCAGCUAGCUCCUUCAUUCAGGUCUAAUGAGAAACAGAAUAUAAAUCAGAUUUUCAGUGCAACCCAGUCUUAAUUUAUUGGUUGGUUUCUGAAAAGUUAUUCUUGUCAACCAGUCAACUACUCCCCGUCCGCACUGAGAAUGUUUUUACCUUUUCACAGUUGCAGGGGUUACUGAAAGUUAGGUUUGUCACUCCAGGUUUUAUUUAAGAAUUUUUGAUCCUCCACAGUGAUUCAGCUCAUGGUCCUGUCCCGGUGCAGGAAAAACUGCAGGUGUCCUCUGAAAGACCGUCUCUUCGUGUGGGUAUUUCCAAGAAAGUUCAUUUGCACAGCUGUAAAAUGAGGUGGUGAGGCAGGACCAACCCCUUGGCCGACUGGCCUGAAUUCAAAAGUGAGUUGUUAAAAAUAGCAUAGUUGAAGUGUUUGAACUAUGUCACCAGAGUUUUCAGGGCAUAAAUAUUUAAAAAAUGGAACCAGCAUACCAAAAUUAAAGCAUUAUGAAACUUCCCAUCACGAACAUGCACUGGAAACCUGGCCGUCAGCAUAGCGCUCCGACCAGUACCAGGAAGACCUCGUCUAGUUGUGGGGCGCUGAACACUCACGCAGGAGGCGGCGGCUUCGGGACCCUGGAAUCUCAGCCUGCAGCGGGCCACGCCUGGGUUUACAGCCGACGUCCGCCAGUCCUCGGUCCCUCUCGGUGCCGUUUCGGUCCCGCCACGGUGGACGGCCACCCUCCCAGAUGCUUUGCUCCAUAGUAUUUCCUUAAGAACCUUCUCUAAGACUGUCUACAGAAGAGGCUCCAGGCGACCGUGGGAGCGGCCCUCUGCACUCAGGUGCGGUUCAGGGAGGACUGAAAUCACAGAUUUCCUGCCCCGCACGUAGCGGGUGCCGCUGCCAGUGUGGCACGGACGUGAGGGGUGUGGGGAGUCUCCCCAGCUCUUCCUUCGUUCCUGGUAAUCAGACCUUGCAUUCUUUCCAUUUUUAAGAUUCUACGCAUUCAGUUUCUAUUCUGGAAAGUGGAACCUACUGAUACAGGAUUGAGAUCACCAAAGUUGCUGAUUUUACAAGAAGUACUGACCAAGACAUCACCUGAAGACUCCUUUUCUAGCAGUAAGUUCCUCACCUGUUGAAGAGGGCCUGUCUUCCCAGGCCCACCCUGGCGUCUGCCUGUGGUAAUCCCCUUCUGAAUGUACAGAGGAGACGGAAGAGGGCCUCUCAGUUCCUAAGUAGCCUUGCCCCGGGAUAGGAGAUUUAGAUUUCCUGCUGUUUGACUUGCUGAUCAGCUUUGGUUUGCAAACUCCUCCUAAAAGUGAAAUAAAUUAACUAUUGACACAGAGUAAUUAUGUUCUCAACUUAAAAACCUACCAAAAUGCUGAUGAUUAUAUAAUGCUAAGAGAAAGAAGAAGAAUGGUAGAUAGCAUGAAGAAUCCGGAUCCUACUACUCCAUAAAGUUAAAAAAUUAAUACUUAAAAGCCAGAAUUUACUUGUAGCAACUAAAGCAAAACGGGUAUGUCCUCAUGCCAUAAACUUAAAAACAUGUCACCAAGGAAACACAAUUUCUGGAACGCCAUUUCUUUCCUGGUCUUGGAGCACAGAAACGGCUAAGGAAAUUAAAGCAGGUCGACAAAACUCUUAAAUCCUCACUACCUCGUUGCCCACCAAUUUAGAGAGCAGCAGAGGAGUUCAUACAACACCCACGGAGAUCUUAUGUCAAAAAAAAAAAUGUAGAACAGAAGCCCCUUCGUAGCUUCGCUGGACCCCAGCAGUGGCUUGGCCAGUCUUGGUGGCCCUUUCUGUUCCAGGCUCUGUUUCUAGAAGUUCACAGGAGUGGGAUGCCCCCUCUAGAACAACACAUUAAAAAGAUCUCCGAAGAGAUCAGAGCCAAGGUGAGCAGCGGUUUCCUCAGCCCCCGCAGAACAACUUCACCCGAAAUCCUGCGGCGUACAGGAAAAGUGGGCAGAUGGCCUGCCACAAACCCCUGAACGACCUGCAGAGACAAGUCCAAGUCCCCGAUGGUAAGGAAGCGAAUAUUUUAGGAUGGGGGAAAGGUGCUUCGUAGACGGAAGAGAAACUUCAAACUCUAUGAAGCCAGUUUACAAAAGGAGCUCGAAGUACAGAUAGUAACCAAAAAGGAUGAGGUGAAAAGCUUAGGAAACAAAAUACAGCAAGUAUCAGAACAGACACAACAAGAAGGGUCAUAGUACAAAGGGAAAAUGAGAUACGGUAAAAGCAACAGAAAGAGAUCAAGAGGACUGAAAAUCAUUAGAAGGUACCGAGAGGACGAAGACCAGCCAGCAAAAAUGUAACUGUUUUUGAAAUGGAAAACCCCCAAAAAGAAAAUAGUAGAACAUUUCCAUGAGCGUAGAAAUCAACCUGCAGACGCAAACAGCCUCGCUAUGACCAGGAAAAUCGGACACAGAAUGAACAGUAACACAUUAGUUAACUUAUCGAAAUUGAGGAAAAGAGGAUUCUUUGGGCGGAUAAACUGUCACCUGCUAAAAAGGAGGGCGUCUAAUCUUAUUUCUUACAACUGAUGCCAGGAAAGAAAGGUAAUCGUGUCCAGGGGAUGUUCUGAGAAAAGUGCCAUGCUGUCAUUUCAAAUAUAAAGGCAGCAAGAAGACGUUUUUGAGUGUGAAUAGCCUGUGAGUGCAGCACCCUCUGCGAGGAAAGGGGUGUGAACACCAUACUGAAUGCCGCAGCAGGAGGACCACACAACCACAACCGACAGUGUUCCAACCUUCAAGUACACACACUCCAGUCAGUACAAAUCAGGAGCUAAGAGCAGAAGGGGGACAACCACGCUCCUCUUUCAGAGCGGGGAGUGAAUCCAUACUGUCCUGAAGUUAACAGAUGUAGGUCGGGAAAAAAAAAAACCACCUCUGAUCUCUUUGAUCUUCUCCUUACCCUUAGUGAGAUCUUUUGUUUGACGAUAACAGGAAAAAAAAAAUCCCUAAAUUAAACUGGAAAUACUUCAGACCUGCAGGUAAAUUUUUAAGCACAAAAGAUACUAGUUCCUGAAGCUUCCAGUCCCGGUUUUCUGUGUGCUUGCUUCUACCAGGAUGUGUGACUGAGCUCAUUCUAAUGUCUUAUCUGUCUUUCUAUGUGACUGUAGACACUUUCAGAAUGAGCUUCUCAGAAAAGAACACCAGCUUUCUGGAUAAUGUGAUCUGAAGCGUUUUUGUUUUUCCGUACUCUUCAUUCUAUGGCUUAAGAUUCUUUUCUGCUGAGCCUAUCACUUUUUUUUUUUAACUCAAAAGCAGACGAUGAAACUGCACCUGUGUUACAAUUAAAAUGUGUCGGUCCAGAUAAGGAUUAGAUGCAGACAGAAAUAAUACCCAACACUGAAUGGUGACGUUCUGCGUGAAAAGUUCCGUCCUUUGAAAGUUUCUGUUCAUGUUACUAAAAUGUCUGAACAGGGUUUAAAAAAAAAAAAAAAAGCUUUCUGUAAGUAACUAAAGCCCUGAGCGGAGAUUCUGAGAGCACAUAAAAUGAAGUCUAUUGGUGAAGCAUUACAACUUGGAAAGAAAUUGGCUUUUUCUUGGGAAAGGCAGCAGCAGAUCACGAAAGUGAAAACUACCUGAAUGAGGCGAUGGGUCCCCUUCCUCUCUCCGUGCCUCACCGCCGGUCACGACGGAGGUGUUGGCCCCGCCGGGCACCACCCCCACGGGCUGGGCCAUGACGACUCCGUGCUCCUCCGCCUUGUCAUCAAAGCUUCCCAUGAGCGCCUUCCUGAUAAUGUCUUCCAGACCGAGGUUACUGGCAGGGUCGGCGAAAGAAUGACCUCUAGAGCUAACUGAGCCUGGAAGAGACAAGCACAGCGUUUCUGCUCAGUUCUGAAAGGCAGCUGAGAACCGGAAGGAACAGUCUGCGCAGAGGCUGUCGGCCACUGCCUGCCGCACCUGAGGGCCCAUGCGCACGCCACCUCCAUCCACCGAGAGGGACUUGAGUGCUGCGUCACUCACUCACUUUUAUUAAAGUCACUCCACGGUUUUCUUCUAUUUCAGCUCCCUAGUUUCUAUGCUGGUCUUUAAUGGUUUUGAUUCUCUUUGUUCACUUCUCUCUCCAGCAAGUAUGUACUGAACCUCAGCUCCCUUUUUACUGCUACUGACUAUCUCCUCCCUGACUAAAUGACACGAAUUUAUUUAUCUGUGCGUCCCGGAGCGUCCCCUGGGGUGCAGUCGGUACCCUACAUGUCUGUUGGCGUCACUGCCACCAGACGCCGAUUUCCGAGCGGCAGACGCGCUGUGUGGAGAGGCUCACCUGAGGUAGUGACCGCCGGCAGAUUAAAGAUCUCCGUCCCCGGCUGCGCGGCGGCUGUAUUUAAAUAAACAUCCACGUUAAUUGAGGCGUGACAAUCAUAUACGCAGGAAGAGAGAAAGUCUCAAAACCCUCCAAUAAAAUUCACCUUUUUCAUUUUCCAUGAUCUCAACCUUAUUUUUCACCAGUUAAGUGAAAAUAAAGUGAAAGAAAUAAUUUUUUAAAAAACUCGGGCAACAGAAAACUGGAUGAGGUCAGAAGAUGAGAACAGGAGCGAUACACCCAGAGGCAGGAGAGACACCGCGCUGCUGGAGAAGCAGGAGGAGGAGAGGAGACCUGGACCUAAGGUGACCCCGGCCAAUGCCAGCAGGUGUGAGGCGGCCUGACCUCUGACCCCACGGGGAAGAGCAUGAAAAUGACCGGGGGUCUCCCAGCUGUGGGUCACUGUGGACUACUCUCAUGGUCCCGGGAAGAGACAAAGAUUCCCGCCAAGCCUGCGAUCUGUCACUGGCACAGUCUGACGACAGGCGGCACGGCGCAGGAACGGGAGGAACCUGGGAACGCAAACAGUGUUUUCGUCCCAACCUUCAACUUGAUGCUGAGAAUUGGGAAGAGAGAGAAGACUGCCGGGAGGAGGUGGGCGGCUAAACAAACAGUCCCAGGGCAGGAUGUGGUGUUUGGGAUGUGCCUGCAGCAGGAUGGACCCUUCCCUGGAGAUGAGACCGGGCUCUGGAGACGGGCCUAGAAACUAACUUUCUAGAUCAGGGAAGCUGUAAACUGGCAACAGGAGGAGGAAGAGAGAAAUCCCCAGAAGAGCUUACACAAUAAGGACCGUCUCCCUGCUUACGGGUCCAGUGACAUUUACAAUAAAGAAACCGAACCUGAACAAAUACCAAGUGACAGAUACAGCCUUGCAGUCCUCAUAGAAGUUUGUGGAAUAGGACUCAUUAAUUCAUUUGACAAAUAUUUACUGAACAAUUAUCUGAUUGAAUCAUCAUAAAAUCACCUUCUUACUGAUCAAAAUGGCCAGAUAAAGGCAACUUCACAUUUUUCAACCCAUGAGAAUUCAAAGAUCCUGUGUUUAAAAUGAACGCCCUUCCUUGACCUCUGGAGCUCACAGUUCAGUGUGGCUCUUCCUGAGGCCAACAGAACAGAAUCCCCUGGGUGCCUCAGUAACCGUGCCGACCACAGUCCUGGGGCCUGCGCUCCAGGGACUGUGACAGAUAUCAAGUUUAAAGAGAUGGGCAAGCUUGGGAGAGAACACGAUCACUAUUCAGAAAUGAGACACAAGGAAGAACAGCAUGUGCGAGCUUGUCUGGGAGCCAGACUCGACAGGAAGAGGGACGGGGGACGAUGCCAGAGAGUGACAGUGGAGCCACAGUGGCGGUAAGCGUGGCAGGGGAGGAGGGGCUAGAGACUUCUCUGUGUGGAGAGGUAGAAUGUUAAUUCAGGGUUAGACAUUUCGGAAGCAAGAUAUUCCGAGAAGACAUGAGGUCUGCAGAGGUAAGUAAGUAAAACCUAGUAGAAAAAGCUGAAGUCCAGAUACGACUUCGGAGUUCUCGGCACACAGUCUAAACUCCCAGAGUGGAUGACAGGACUCAAGGAUUUUAUCGCAUGAGCAGAACACUGGGAAAACCAGCAUCCAAGGGCCAGGCAAAGCAAGACCGAGCUGCUAAGGAGACAUAACACAUGGCCAGAGUAGUAGAGGAAAAACACGGGAGAACACAGUGUCUGAAAGGCAAGAGAAGAGAAUAUUUCUGGAAGAGGAAAAUGGUUCAUGGGAGGUCAAAUAAAAUAAGUUUUAAAGCAUUAUGGUUUUUGAAGAAUAAAGUCACCAAUGUCCUCGGUGGGCAAGCUGAACUGAGAGACAGACUUGAAACAAAGUGGUCUUGGUUGCUGAUGGCUUGGAUUUCUCAGUUCUAUUUCCUGAGGACGACUGAAUGUGCCCCGGGGACCCAUCAGCCCACUGGAUCCUUAAUACAAUUCCUUAACUGUCCCUUUCCACAAUCGAAAACAGUUCUGGCAAUCAAAACACUCCUCCAGCAAUUUUGUUAGUACUUGCCUUAAGCCGUUCAUAAAUUUUAUCUUGGGUUAAAGUUAGGUACUUGUUUCAUUACACGUUUUCAGAGUCAAGACCAUCUGUCAUCCUGCAAGCACCCAGCACAGGACCCUGCUCAGUAACUAACUGAAUGGGCGAACGAGAGAGCCACUGCCUGAGGACAACGGAAGACAGAAGACAAAACCAGAAAGUAGGCUGCCUCCAGUCACAUGGCAUUUUCCUGUCAAGAAUUUUUUCCCCACUAACGUGGCAAGACCAAGACCAGAGAGGAUGAGUGCAAACCACACGAAGGGGACAGAGUUCUGCGCUGGCUGCCGUCCGUGCUUGGGCAGACCCCCCUCCGGUUCUGAGAGAGUCAGAGGACAAGCGCGCCAGACUUUUGUUGGUGACAUCUGAGGCACCGUAAAUAACAGAUGAAACCAGUGACAACAUGGAAAAAUGUCACAAUAAUUUUUUUUAAAAAAGAAAGUAUAUCUGUGCGCCUAAUAGCAAUUCUGGCCGAUAUUCGAAAAUGUUUCUCUUUCAGAUGAUUUGUUGCCACUUCAAAAGAGAAAGGUCACAAACAGUAACUGACACUGGGCUUGUCCUUUUUUCUCUCUGACGUUCAACCUUUAUUGAUCACAAAGGGUCAGAUCCAGACGCACUACCCCUGGCAGUCCGGAGUUCAGAGCCCACAGUUUCUCGUGACGGGGUCAGGAGACCAGCAGUCGCAGGUUAGAGAAACAAAGCAGAGUGGGGACGGCCCACAUCCAACAAACUCUUGCCACGUCUCCGGAUACGCUUGACGAAAAGAGGCAGAAGUAGGACCGAGCGAUCGUGGGAGCGAGCGCCAGGAACAGAGCGUGAGGAGGCGCCCCCGAGGGACUGUGCGGAUGCCACAGAGCUCUCGCCUACCACGUGUCUCCCAACGACGCGGGGGCGACGCUGUGAGCAGAGAGCCGCUGGAGGAGCGUGGGCCGGCGUCUCACUAGUGAGGCAGGCUGCACGUUCCUAGACGUCUCGGCCUCCUCAUCUGCGCUCUGGAGACAAUUCCGCUGCAGCACGUAGGGCUGUUUGUGAGGCUGGAAUGAGUUUAUCGGGCUUACAAGUGCCUAGAGUUGUCUCCUCUCUGACUCUACAGCCGUUUGCUACCAUCAUGACUGUCGUUCUGCUUUUACGUGGUGGAGGGAUCACGUUUGCAGACGGAUGCUGAGUGACUGAACCGAGAUCCAGGAAGACCAUGCUAGGGCAGGAAAGUCACUGCACAGCACAAGCACAGACUGCCGUGGCCUGUCCUUGGAGCCAGAA